UGAGUAAGUCCAAACUGAUUCGUGGUUGUCUGGGCCGUAAUUUGAUUAUUUGACUAAAUCUUGAUCUUAAUUUGACUAAGUCUUGAUCGAGGGAAGAACUUGUAGAAAUAAUUUCGAUGCUGAAUCUGUGCAAAGGAAAUAUGCAAAUAAAAGUUGAAUGUUCGCAAAGGCCACCGCGGGAGUUGCGAUGCCAACGUAUCACAAUGCGGGUGGCGGAUACCCGAAUGUGUCAGCGCCAGCGCGGCAAGCAAAGCUCGAUGGCAAUCAAAAUCACCAUACGAUCCCCUCAAACGUAACGUCCCAUCCCCUUCUACAAAACACGACACAACACAACGUUCCUUCCAACUUGUCUGCAAGUAACAUUCCGUCCCAUCCAGUAUCACCGACAAUGACUACGCAUCCGAACGUCACCUCUCCAAACAUAACCAGUCACAUAAACGCCGGCACACCGCCGGUAAUCCUCACCUCGAACGUCACGAAUCCUAGCAAUCCUGCUGCGUUAUCGGCGAAUCCGAGGCACGAGGUCAAACUGAACGCUAUGCCAUGGUUCCACGGGAAAAUAUCGCGGGAAACUGCCGAGAGAUUGUUGCGACCGAGAGAAGACGGUCUGUUCCUAGUCCGGGAGUCGACGAAUUUCCCUGGCGAUUAUACGCUGUGCGUGUGCUACCAAGGCCGCGUCCAGCACUACAGAGUGAAAUACAAGAACAAUCACUUGACCAUCGACGACGAGGAGUUCUUCGAGAAUCUAGCGUUGCUGGUCGAGCAUUACGAGCAGGACGCGGACGGUUUGUGCACGCAGCUGACCAAGUCCUUGCCGAAGCAGGGGAAGCAGGACUUCUGCGUGAACCCAAAGGCGUUCAUGGAGGCUGGCUGGGUGAUACAGACCCACGAACUAGAGCUUAGGGAGUGUAUCGGCAAAGGAGAGUUCGGGGAUGUAUUGCUGGGGGUUUACAGAGGCGAGAGGGUUGCUGUAAAGAUGCUGAAGGACAACAGCGAGGCGGCGCAGAGGUUUCUAGCCGAGGCUAGUCUGAUGACGUCGCUGAUCCACGACAAUCUGGUCAAGCUGCUCGGUCUCGUUUUCAAUAAUCAACACAUGUACCUGGUUACCGAGUAUAUGAGCAAAGGGUCCCUGGUGGAUUACCUGAGAUCACGAGGGAGGUUGCACGUCUCAAAGAAGGAUCAGAUCAACUUCGCGUACGACACGUGCGCUGGCAUGGCGUAUUUGGAGUCCAGACACGUAGUGCACAGAGAUCUGGCAGCGAGGAACGUUCUCGUCGCGGAGGACAACUCUGCCAAAGUGUCCGACUUUGGUCUGGCACGGGACGAGAACUUUUCCCUCGAGGGCGGCAAGCUGCCCAUCAAAUGGACUGCACCAGAGGCUUUAAAGCAGAAUAAGUUUUCAAAUAAGUCUGAUAUGUGGAGUUUUGGGAUACUCUUAUGGGAAAUCUAUUCCUUCGGACGUGUACCAUACCCACGAAUUCCAUUGGCCGAUGUUGUAAAGUGCGUGGAAAAAGGAUACAAAAUGGAGCCACCAGAUGGUUGUCCGCACGAAGUAUAUGAUAUUAUGAGACAAGCAUGGGACUUACAACCUGAAAAGCGACCUACUUUUUCCGAUAUAAAAUCAGUGUUGGGUCAACUGAAAGCUGAAUACACCAAAGGUGUGAAUUAAAGGAAUGCUACUUAUUAUUCUUAGACUCGAUUUAGAAAAAUAAUAAAGCGGGAUCCGCAACGAUACCUUUUUUGAGAUCGAGGACUGAGGUAGUUGCUCCAAAUACUUUCUAUAGGGAACGCAAUGUUUUUUAUUGUACAUUUUUAUUGUACAAAAGGUAGUGUUCUCAUCGCUUAUAUUUAUUGUUACUUUAAUUUCUUCACGAUCAAGUCUUUUUCAUUUUUUCUUCGUUUUUCUUUUUUCUUUUAUUAAUGACAAUAGUUUGCACAUACAUUAAUCUACGUCAAUCGUGCCUUUGACCAAGUUGAAGUUCACGAAAAAAAAAAAAAAAGAAAUAGGAUUUCAACUUGUACAUCCGAAAUUCAGGUAGCACUUGGGAGAAAAUUCGUAGUUCAACGAUUUCUUUCACGUGGAAUACUCAUCUAUUACUUAAUUCCUUUUGUAGUCUCGUUUCGUUGAAGGAGAGUACGACAGUUUUCAUAAAGCUGCGUGACCAUCGCGGUUUUUUCAAGUAGUUUUGGUCGUUGUUAAGACUCGAGAAAUGUUUGCAGGUGUAAGAAGCGCCUUACAGUGAACUGAAUUUAAAAAAGACAAACAAAAUAAUUAGUUUUUGUGGAUACCUACUAUACAAUGACCUUUUUCGACUUAAACUUGUAAGGUUGAAUAUUAGAAUUUUUCACUUACGCGUAACAGUAGAAAUGAAAAAAAAAAGAUAAUAGAUAUUUUUACCGUUAAUAGUUCGAGAGAUCUUCAUACCUAUCGGAGAGGUUGCAGCUAAUUGUAGAUUGCAAGUACUUUUUAGUUGUAUAAGUUCUUUAAUCAAAGAUUCGUCAUAGUGAAGUAUUAAUGUUUACUUAAAUUAUUGCAACCAUUGUACACGGAUUAUUUAAGUUGUUCCGCGAGAUAUCUGACUAUAUAUAUAUACUGGUAGUGUAAAUGUAUCUGUAAAUAUUUUUGUACAUAUCCGACUAUCGCGAAAAGAAUAUUUCAAGUACAGUUGACACUGGUUAGUAGAUUUAUCAUCGAGGAUUGUCCAUAACUUUUGUUCGUAGCUAUUAAGACAACUAAUUUACACGGCGAUCAAAUGUCCAUAUACAAUUGCACCACGUAACGCAAUCGUAGAAAAAAAACUCAGAUAUUAUAUACUAUAUAUAUGUAUAUAUACAUAUAUAUAUAUAUAUUUAAAAUAAUUAAACUUUAGACUUUCGUGUUAUCGCAUCUUUCUUCUUGUAAUAUAGGAGCCCACGACUUAUUUAAUACUUUUCCAACAGUUAUAACAGGCUAAGAAUAUUUAUUCAUAGAGGGUAGGCAAAUUUCAAUGAAAUAGGGAAAUGGAAAAAAUACUCUUAAGACGAAAGUUUCCCGAGCGAUCGGGAAACCGUCAAUUGGUGUAGAUCGGUAUAAAGUUUCUCGCUUCGAGCAUAAUGGUUUAUUCGAAUUCGCGUUUGAACGGAACACGUAUCUAAAAUUCGUUAUCAGAGUCGCAUACACAUGGAGACUUGUUAGAAAAUUGAAACGGCAAUGUACUCAGUUCCUCGCAUUUGUUAAUUUCUCCAAUAGCAUUCGAAAGACCGUCGCGACCGAACAUGCUUCGUAACGAUAAUUAAACGUCAAUCGACUCUGUCGUACAAACGUGUGUCUAUGGUCGAAUCAAAAUUUCGCCGACAUCUUACGAUCGCCGAGAUAUAUUGGUGAUAACAGGGUAACCUUGGACGGUCAGUGAAUUUUGAUUUGAUUGUGGUGUUGAAAGUAGCAGGCAGCUGUAUAAGUAGCGAGUAUUUGUAAGCGUACAGUCCGCUUAUAAUAUCGACAGUGUAUGUAAUAUAAUGUAUAUGGCUCUAAUCAGUACCUAAUUUCCUCGACCUCUGUUUUUGCGUUACGAAGUUUCCCAAUCCAACGCCCGUGGAAGGUCGCGCUCGCUAAAUGUCCGCAAUCAAACGUCAACGCUGUCCUUGCUUCGUAUUUCUUACGUUUGCUACGCUAAUUAUCGGAACCUUAUUUUCGUUUGUAUCCGUAUACGCAGCAUCGUGUUACGAGUGUGGUGUGUUGACAGUGGUUACUUAAUAUUGGCCUGUGUGUAACCCAGCAUAUGUACACGCGAGUCUUUGUCACACAACGGCGUUAUAGUCUUCUGAAUGUGACCAGUGUGUUGAAUUCGUUUAUUUUUUACUCACGUAAAAUCUAUCGUAGCUUGUAAGAAAUUUAAUAUAUAUACAUAUAUUGAAUAACAAAUUACACGGUAAUCAUGGAUCGAGCGAGUUAACUAUAGCUAUAAAAUUACGGGUGUAUCUGAUCUGACAUGUUCAACCGAUUGUUUGCGUCGAAUGGCUGAAUGAAUGUGAACGGGGAAAAAAAUAUAUGCAUAUAUACAUAUAUGCAAAAGUGAAUGGAAGUUUACGUUAAGGAUUUUCAUUUUGGCCUCCAAAAAUCCGAUCUGUACGAUUCCGAGAGUGUUCAAAUAGUUCGACUACGGUCGCGUUGUUACUACGCUACAAUUCUAAAGAUUCUCAGUAGACAGGCUACUAGCGAGGACUAAACUGGUUCGGGCGACCAGAUAUAAUAACAGUUAAUGAAGCGAAUUAACGGUUAAUAAAGGAGAAAAAGAUGAUACACCGCAGUCGCUCAUCGGUUGUAAUUAUUUUCAACCAUGAGGCACAUAUGACUCAUGUAUCGGCGAUGUUUUUCAAACGUACAGGGUGAUUCGCAAAAUGUGGACAUAAAUCGAAAGGUAUAUUCGACGCAGAGGAAUUGACGACAAAGAAAGUUUAUGCAAACGCUCGUCGUAGAUGACCUUGUCUUCGAAUUGCAGCUGUUUUUAUAUUCCCAUCUUUACAGAAAGAGCUAGUAUGGUUAGGACGAAAUUAAUUGGCCAUAAGAUUUUAUAAUUAAUAUGUAUUAAUAUGGUACGAAAUUUUUGUUUGUUCGUUGCGACGUACUUAUUGCUACAGUUCAAAUUCCAAUUUAUAUUUAACGAGUAAAUAAUAUUGCUUAUCUUUUUUUUUCCUUAUCCGAGACUUUUAUUUAGAUUCUGCUGAGCAGUUUCACGAGGGUAAUACAAGAUUCACUUAUCAAGCAGCCAAGCAAUUUCGUCGUAACUUUCUCAAAUAUUUAAUACGUGUUAAUAUAUUACUUUAACAAAUGUCCAAUGUAUAUUACUGUCUUUCAGGAGAGGCUCUCAUGGUUCAUGGUUAUACAAGUGUUUACAAAUAGUUAGCAGUAUCAUCCGUGAGAGCUGGAGUGUAAAUAUUUCAAUGGAAUUAGUUACGAUAGCUGACUUUACAACGAACGUUAACGGGACAGUGUAAAUAUUUACAAAUCGGGAAUAGAGGCAGGACGAGUGUUUACAUCGACACUUUUUCUAAUUUUGGACUGCUGAAUUCAUUCACUUUUGUUAUGUUCGCAUCUUAUGAAAUACCUUGCUCGAAUGCAUCCAGAGAGUUUGCGCUAUAAUUACUUCUGCGUCUUCCAAAGGCGCCCAGCGAUUAAACGACGUAAUUUUCGAUGUUCAGAAAUAUGAUUUAAAAUUAGAAUUGUUCUUCGAAGAGAAUUGCAUUUCGCACAAAAAUAAUGUGACAAUUGUAAUAAAUUCGUCUGUUCUGA
Molecule: messenger RNA, 5269 nt
Organism: Hylaeus volcanicus
Lineage: Eukaryota; Metazoa; Arthropoda; Insecta; Hymenoptera; Colletidae
Gene: Csk
Product: tyrosine-protein kinase CSK
Exons: 7
Coding region: 158-1669 (503 amino acids)
Biological process (GO): protein phosphorylation
Molecular function (GO): protein tyrosine kinase activity; ATP binding
Source: RefSeq, a predicted model, not a curated record